AUGAUCUUUAGCUUAGUUUGGUAUGCACGGCAGAUUCUCAUUAUGGAGAAUGUGGACUUGCCUCGGGUGAACUUUGUUUAUGCCUUUCUUGAGGAGGAGGCAUUUGCUGCUUUUACUGUUGGAACGUUUCUUCUUAUAGCUGGUUUCCUGGCGUUACAUCGUCUUCAUCUUUUUGAGGAGUUACUUAUGACUUUCCUCACCACCCCUGUGACGGCGACACGGCGUACGUGUCGUCAGAUUCUUGUUGAAUAUACUUUGUGGUACGCCAAGUAUCUCAUUGCCAACCUUGCAAGUGUUACCCCCGUCUCAUUUGCCGUCUUGAUGUUUUUUUUUUUUUCAAACGCUGUGUCGGGUGGUGGCCAUGGUCCUUUUUGGGGGAUCUUUUGCACACUCUUUUGCCAUAUUUAA
Messenger RNA from Trypanosoma rangeli, 408 nucleotides. RefSeq names its product transmembrane protein NRF-6. The record is from RefSeq and is a predicted model, not a curated record. NCBI's taxonomy places the organism in Eukaryota, Euglenozoa, Kinetoplastea, Trypanosomatida, Trypanosomatidae. The coding region runs from base 1 to 408 and encodes 135 amino acids. The transcript has a single exon.